CAUUCCAUUCCUCACAAGUAACAAACCGCCCAUUCUCCCAACCCCAACAAAGGAAAGGGGGGAGAAAGGAGAGAGUUCUGAAAAUUUCAAUUACCCACAUCAACGGGGUAUCGUAUCGGAGAUUCUGAUUUUCAGGGCCAAUCUCCAUUUUUCUCCAUCUCCGAUCGACGAUUUUGCUCAACAGCCGAUCUCACUGGCUUGUGGAACCAUAGGAUCUGUUGGAUGAUCGUCGUUUCCUGGCGGAGCAAUGAAUAAUCAUUCAAUGGAACUUGGGAGGCCUGCCUCAGGCAAAAGAAGGUUAAGGGACCUAUUGCUUCAAAGGGAUAAUCGCGUCUGUGCAGAUUGUUGUGCUUCAGAUCCUAAAUGGGCUUCAGCAAAUAUUGGAGUUUUUAUAUGCUUGAAAUGUUGUGGUGUUCACAGAAGUCUUGGUUCUCAUAUAUCAAAGGUGUUAUCAGUGACGUUGGAUGAAUGGAGUGAGGAUGAAAUUGAUGCCAUGGUAGAGGUUGGAGGAAAUUCUUCAGCAAAUUCAAUUUACGAAGCCUUUAUUCCUGAAGGAUAUACAAAACCUGGACCAGAUGCCACCCAUGAAAAACGUUCAAAAUUUAUUCGGUCCAAAUAUGAACUUCAAGAAUUUCUGAAACCGAGCUUAAGAAUUUUAUCAUCCAACUCUGACAAAAGCAAUAUCCAAGCAAACUUUUCUGCAAAGAUCAUGAAUAGUUUUCGUUCAAAGUCUUCACAGAAAUCAGCAGGUAUGGUGGAGUUCAUUGGAUUAUUGAAGGUCAAAGUGAUUAAAGGGACAGACUUAGCUAUCAGGGACAUGAUGUCGAGUGACCCUUAUGUUGUUUUGACUCUUGGACAACAGACUGUUCAGACAACUAUAGUCAAGAGCAACUUAAAUCCUGUGUGGAAUGAGGAUCUCAUGCUAUCUGUACCUCAAUGUUUUGGGACCUUAAAGUUGCAAGUAUACGAUUAUGACACAUUUUCAGCAGACGACAUAAUGGGAGAAGCAGAAAUCGAUCUUCAGCCCUUAAUAACAUCCGCAAUGGCAUUUGGAGAUGCUGGAUUGUUUUCAAAUAUGCAAAUUGGAAAAUGGCUGAAAUCACACGAUAAUGCUCUCAUAACCGAUAGUACUGUUAAUAUUGUUGAUGGCAAGGUGAAGCAAGAGAUAUCACUCAAGCUUCAGAAUGUGGAAUCAGGAGAACUAGAUCUAGAGCUAGAAUGGAUGCCUCUUGAACAAUAGCUAAAUCAUUGUUCAUCUGCCAAGUCAAUCUUUCGUUGAAGAUGAACGUGGAUGCGAUGCCUAUCUUUCUCUAAGGAUAGGCGAUUGCAGAAUUGGGCAAGGUUUUUACUACUUCCGAGAAAUUUGUGGAUAAUGUGAGUGUUGCUAAAGUUGCAGAAAGCUAGAGCGGUGUUCGAAUGGCGUGGAAUGUGUCCCUUCUUGUGGAAUCUGAGGCACCGCAUACUGUUAAUUAAUGUGUUGAACAUAAAACUAUUUGAUGAUUCUGAUAUUUAAAACAUUUUUGAGGAUAUACAGGAGAUGGUGUCUACUUUAGGUAUCCCUGUUUUUCUUAUGUUGGUAGAUCAGAUGAGGAGGCUGGGUAGCUCAAGAUCUGCCUAUAUUUACCUGUAAUGUCCUAAACAGUCUCUGUAUGAGCUGAGCCACUAUUUUGAGAGAAAUUUGUUGGAUGUUCAGACUUCUCUU
This is a messenger RNA of Momordica charantia (bitter melon), 1702 nucleotides long. RefSeq names its product ADP-ribosylation factor GTPase-activating protein AGD12. NCBI's taxonomy places the organism in Eukaryota, Viridiplantae, Streptophyta, Magnoliopsida, Cucurbitales, Cucurbitaceae. Gene Ontology annotation, molecular function: GTPase activator activity; phospholipid binding. The record is from RefSeq and is a predicted model, not a curated record.